AUGGGUCACACGGAGUAUUCCACAGAAAAGAAGAACUUGGUAGUCCAAUUCAUCCUCGGAAAGUGCGUGAACGGAAAACCCCCUCGUGGCACCAUCAAGGAAGCUCAUCAAAAGUUUGGUAUGUCAAGACAAACUAUCUCAAGAUAUUGGAAUGCUGCAAAACAACAACAAAACACAGGUAAUGCAAUACAAUUAGUGAAUAGGAAGAAGGUCAAACAUGCAAAAAGAAUUCAGUUUGAUGUCACCUUAUUGAAAAGUCUGCAUUUUUCGAAAAGAUCCAACAUUAGAAGUUUAGCGAUUGGUUUAGGAUGCAGUAAAUCGACAGUAGGGAGGUGGGUGAGAGCUGGGCUGAUUAGGUCACAUACUUCAGCAAUACGGCCUGACUUAACAGCCCCCAACAAGCUUUUACGAUUGACAUUUACACUAGAAGCCAUAGAACUUGACAGAAUGUUAAACAAGAUCUUGUUUAGGAACAUGCACAAUACUGUCCACAUAGACGAGAAGUGGUUCUACAUCACUAAAGGAUCCCAACGAUACUAUUUGGCACCGGAAGAGAAUGAACCACAUCGCACUUGUAAAAACAAAAAUUACAUCUCGAAGAUCAUGUUUAUGUGCGCUGUUACCAGACCACUGUUUUCAGACAAUGGAGAGGUUCUAUUUGAUGGGAAAAUAGGCAUUUUCCCAUUCACGGAACAAGUUCCAGCAAAAAGAAACAGCAAAAACAGAUACGCAGGUACUUUAGAGACUAAGCCUAUUGCAAGCAUCACCAAAGAGGUCACUAAGCAAUGCAUAAUAAAUAAGAUCAUCCCAGCUAUAAUGGAGAAAUGGCCUGAAGGCAGAAGUAAGUUUAUCACUAUUCAACAAGACAAUGCAAAACCACACAUUGCAAAUCAUGACCCAGAUUUUAGGGCUGCUGCCACUCAAAAUGGUUUCAAUAUACAAAUAGUGCAGCAACCCCCAAACUCACCCGAUACUAAUGUGAAUGAUUUGGGUUGGUUUAGAGCAAUACAGUCAUUGCAGUUGCAGACUACAUGCAACACCCUAGAUGAUUUAGUUAAGGCAGUGGAUAUGUCUUUCCAUGACUUAUGCCCUGUGACUCUAGAUAAUGUAUUCCUAUCAUUGCAAAGUUGUAUGCUAGAGAUAAUGAAGGUGAAGGGCCAGAAUUGCUACAAAAUUCCACACAUGGGGAAAGCAUCAUUAAGGAGAAGUGCACAACUUCCUGAGAAUUUACAAGUUCCACUAGAGUUGGUCAAUGAAUGCAUUUCUUAUCUCCGAGCAGAGGGUAGCGCUGAAGGAUUGGAUACAAUUAUCAGGGCUAUAGGUAUGUGA
Messenger RNA from Salvia splendens (bonfire salvia), 1329 nucleotides. RefSeq lists its product as uncharacterized. The coding region runs from base 1 to 1329 and encodes 442 amino acids. The transcript is spliced from 2 exons. The record is from RefSeq and is a predicted model, not a curated record. Gene Ontology annotation, molecular function: nucleic acid binding. Lineage: Eukaryota; Viridiplantae; Streptophyta; Magnoliopsida; Lamiales; Lamiaceae.